CCGAGAGGACAGUCUGCAGGACCCAUUCAUGGACCAGCAGCAGGAUUAACCCUCUCCAGGGCAGGGGCCUCUGCCAAGGGCUCCCAUCUGCACGAUGCUGAGCGCCUCCUCCAGCGGAUCCUGCAGGGAUGCGAUGUGCGUCACCACACGUCAGCCUUCCGUGGUGCACACACUGCCCCUCUCAUGUAGUGGGGAGACGGAGGAGGAGAGUGCACGGAGCAGCUGCCUGCUGGGGUGUAUGGACACCAUGCCCACCCACCGCCACCUCCUGCCCCGCAACUUCAGCUGCACAGCGGUGCUCUACGGGGAAAGCCCCGAGUCCCCAGAGGACGAGGACCUCGAUGACCAUGAAGAAGACACUGCGGAGAAGACCAAGGAACCCAGCAAACCGGUCACCCGAGGAAGAGAGAUCAGCUUGGUGCCACAGAGCCCAACUGCCCGAAGAAGAGCUAAGUCGUUACCCACACCUGCUGAGAGGAGGCACCUUGAGGUGGUGGCUCCAAGAAAGAAGGAGGUACGUUUUGCUGACUCUCUGGGGCUGGAGUUAACCUCAGUCCGUCACUUUAACCACGCAGACUUGCCUAGAGUUCCCUACCACGUUCUCGCUGGGCUGCGGUGUAGGGAAUCUUGUCCCGCGGGGGCGGAGCUCACCACGCUGUUGCUCCACCCCUCUCCUAAUACCCCGCAACUGUAUCCUCAAUUCACCAACCCAGGCUCUAAGCCGGACUUCCUAGAAUUGGUGAGACAACGCAGGGUGUGCCUGGAGACCAUCCACACAGAUCCAUUCAGUGUUAGCGGAGAUCUCAGAGUCCUCAACCUGUCCUAUGAGAAGGAGGUGAUGGUCAGAUACACGGUGGAUUCUUGGAGCACGUCGACUGAAGUGAUGGCCUCCUACCAGCGAGGAUACAGCGACAGGUAUUCGGACCGCUUUUCGUUCAAGCUGCUUUGCCCCUCCUUGUUGAACAAGGAAGGAACAUUGGAGUUUGCCAUUCGGUUCAAGGUUUGCGGGACGGAGUAUUGGGAUAAUAACGAGGGGCAAAACUACAAGGUCAAGAGUCAUAAAGCCACUAUGUCUCCACCAAAGGAGUACGAAAAUGCGUGGAUUCACUUCAUCUAGGGCCGUGGAGGGUUGGGGAAGCCAGGCCUUUAGGUCACUACACUAUGUUAGAAGAGCCAAGAUGAGGCCCCCAUCCAAGGUCACAGAGGCAUGGAGCCUGGGAGGCUUCAAAGGAAGAUUGAGAUAAGCCACGUCUUGGGUCAUUAUUAGUCUAUCAUCGUUUUGUUUGAUAUAAGGUC
Messenger RNA from Bufo bufo (common toad), 1296 nucleotides. RefSeq names its product protein phosphatase 1 regulatory subunit 3E-like. Gene Ontology annotation, cellular component: protein phosphatase type 1 complex. The record is from RefSeq and is a predicted model, not a curated record. NCBI's taxonomy places the organism in Eukaryota, Metazoa, Chordata, Amphibia, Anura, Bufonidae. Gene Ontology annotation, molecular function: protein phosphatase 1 binding; glycogen binding. Gene Ontology annotation, biological process: regulation of glycogen biosynthetic process. The transcript has a single exon. The coding region runs from base 95 to 1117 and encodes 340 amino acids.